AUGCCACCAGACCGGGGUCGCGCCUCUCGAGCGUGCGCCUCAUGCAGGAAGCAGAAGACCCGCUGCUACGAGCCAGGUAUCCCUGGGCGGGCCUGUCUGCGAUGCGAACGGCUGCGGCAAAAAUGCUCUCUAUUCCAGGCCGAGGAGACCGAUGAAGAGCCACAGCAGCAGCAUAUGGCUGCGUCUACGCCUGGCACUGAUGCGCGCUUGGAGCGGCUGGAGAAAACAGUGGCCACACUGCUGGACCGACUCGGGGAGGGCCCGUUGAGUGCGGAGCACGAGUCAAGCAGGCCUACCAGCGCGCUGACAACCCCGGACCCUGGCGAUCCAAAGUACAAGGACACGGAGACUUCCGCAGCCCCGAUCAUGGUGAUCCGCGAUCUGGCCAAUGACACGGGGAUCAAACCAUCUCCAGACACCAAGUCUCUGGGGAUGGUGCUGGACAAUCUCAUCGCGCCAGAUCUUGCGUUGACCCUGCUCUCGAUAUUUCUCGAGUACUAUGGCCGCUGGAUCAUUUUUGAUCCCGAGGGCGAUCCAGUCGCGCUUUUACCCCGCGUACGGCGAUCCCCGAUUCUUUUCUGCGCGUGCUGCUUAAUUGCGGUGCGGCAUACCUCGGAGGGGCUGGCUGCAAGUCUGGCUCCGAAGCUGUAUGAAUGUGUUCGAUCUUUGGUGUCAAGCAUGCUCUUGACGGCGCCGCAAUCUAUCGAUUUCUUUCAAGCAACUCUCAUUCUAUGCAUGUGGUCAACAACCGUGGGGCAGGUCCCCUUAAGUAUCGACAGCUGGCUCCUCAGUGGAUUUGCCCUGCAGCAUUCCCAAUCUAGCUCGUUGUUUGCCGCGAUUACGAGUCAGUCUCAGCCGCAUACCAAGAUGGAUGAGAAAACAUUGGAUCAUUUUUGCCUAUGGAAUCAUCUAUGUCUUGCUCACCUGCACUACUGCGUUGGGACUAGCCGUAGGUCCAUGUUGCAGGCUUGGCAGAUCGAACGCUGUCGGGCUAUUGUCGAAUCUGACCACGCUAUUAAUUUUGAAGUGCGCAUGGUCGCUGAGAUCCAUCUUUACUGGACGGUCUACGAGCAUCUAAUCGAAGACUACGUGGAUCUUCUCAAGUCGGUAGCAGCCUUGCAAACGUGGAGGAGGAAAUGGGAAUUUGUUCUCGAGCAACCGAGAUCCCAAUUCCUCUUGAUGGGCUUUCAUUUUUCAAAUCUUCUCCUAUAUGAGCAUGCCCUAAAAUCGAAAUCCUCUCGAGCUCGGGAGUCUGUUGUUUCAGAGAUGAUCCGUCACUCAACUGCUAUUGUUCAUCUAGCGAUGGACACGGUGGAUGAACGGACACGUCAUUUGAGUGACCAUAUCUACCACAUGAUAACCUUCGCUGCGAUCAUCAUCUGCCGCUUGCUGAAUAGCUACGAAACUCAGCUAGGCCUGACACACAACAUUGCAGAGCUCGACUCUCUGAUUUAUAGUCUUGUGCAGUGGCUUCACUGUAUUGGAUUACCAUGCCAUGCGGCACACACGUUGGGCAACAUCAUCGCCAAGGUGCAUCAGAGGCUGCGACCUCGCGUGGAGGCAGUACCGUUCGCUGCACCUACUGAUGACUUCCCUCCUGAAGAAAGCUUUACCAAUUAUUACUUCCCCGAGUUUCUGGGGCUGGGAACAUCCGCUGACGGGAAUUGGGAUCUGCUGUCAGAUCUAAGCUUUUUCCCACCCAGUCCGACUAAGUCAUGA
Messenger RNA from Penicillium canariense, 1719 nucleotides. RefSeq lists its product as uncharacterized. The record is from RefSeq and is a predicted model, not a curated record. Gene Ontology annotation, cellular component: nucleus. Gene Ontology annotation, molecular function: transcription cis-regulatory region binding; DNA-binding transcription factor activity, RNA polymerase II-specific; zinc ion binding. The transcript is spliced from 4 exons. Lineage: Eukaryota; Fungi; Ascomycota; Eurotiomycetes; Eurotiales; Aspergillaceae. Gene Ontology annotation, biological process: regulation of DNA-templated transcription. The coding region runs from base 1 to 1719 and encodes 572 amino acids.